AUGUCCCCCACUAUCUCCAACACCACUUCCACAUCUACUCUCGCUGCUGACACUGAGCAGCAGCAGCAGCAGCACCCCAAGGAGACCGCCUCCAUUCCCGCCUCCGUCCCUGUUCAGACCACUUCCGCUACCACUACUGAGCCUACUGAGGCCGCCACCGCCAUGGCUGAGAAAGUGAAUGAGGAGGAGGAUGCUAAGGACGCCAAGGAGGCUGAAGAGGGUGGCGAGAAGGAUGCCACCACUCAGUAA
Messenger RNA from Sordaria macrospora k-hell, 249 nucleotides. RefSeq lists its product as uncharacterized. The record is from RefSeq and is a predicted model, not a curated record. Lineage: Eukaryota; Fungi; Ascomycota; Sordariomycetes; Sordariales; Sordariaceae.